UAUAUAUGCUGUUUCAGAGUUGUUGGGUUUCUGAUUUUUCUUUCCAUGUGAGUGGUUCUAAAAUCCAAAUAAGACUCACCAACCUUGCCAUUCCUUCCACCAUGGACUUUUAACUACUCUGCUGCCUGGGCUAUUAACAUUCCAGGCUGACUCUAUACGAACAGCACUAGUUCAUUUCGUUUUCUUUGUCUUGUUCACUAUUUGAUAACCCUUUUCUUAUUUAAAAUCCUCGACUCAAUUUUUUUUUUUACCAACACUGCUUGAGUACUCAUUCUUUCGAUCAUUUAUCUCCAAAUGGGAAGUAUUGGAAUGUUGAAUAAUUCAACUUUGAUUUGUGCUCCACUAAUGGCUCAAUCCGUUGAGCAAAUGGUGAGUGACAUGUACGAGGCAAAAGCACAAGGUGCGGAUGUAGUUGAAGUCAGGUUGGACUGCAUUAAGAACUUCCAGCCUCGCCAAGACCUUCAAACCAUCCUCAGAAAAAAGCCCUUGCCAGUGCUCAUCGUGUAUCGGCCAAGGUGGGAAGGUGGUCAGUAUGAAGGUGAUGAGAGCACACGGGUGGAAACCCUCCAUUUAGCCAAAGAUCUGGGAGCUGAUUACAUUGAUUUUGAGCUCAAGGUGGCUUCUAAUCUUAGGGGAGGACUGAAAAUGGAUCAUCGCGGUGGUAGCAAAGUUAUUGUUUCAUGCUAUGUAAAUGGCAUGGCCUCUCUGGAAGAUUUGAGCCAUCUUGUUGCAAGCAUGCAAGCUACUGGAGCGGAUAUCAUCAAACUUGCCACAAAAGCAAUUGAUAUUACAGAAAUAUCAAGAAUUUUUCAUCUGCUCUCACAUUGCCAGGUGCCACUAAUUGCAUAUUCGGUUGGUGAAAGAGGUCUUAUGAGCCAGAUAUUGAGCCCCAAAUUUGGUGGUCUUCUAGUCUAUGGAUCUAUGGAAGGAAAUUCAGUUCCAGGCCUGCCUACUCUAGACAGCCUUAGGCAGUCUUAUAAAGUGAUCCAUAUUAAUGCAGAGACCAAAGUUUUUGGGCUCAUCUCCAAACCAGUUAGCCACAGUAAAGGCCCUCUAUUGCAUAAUCCUACUUUCAGGCAUGUAAACUAUAAUGGAAUAUAUGUGCCAAUGUUUGUUGAUAAUCUCAAGGACUUCUUCAGUGUCUAUUCAAGCCCUGAUUUUGCUGGAUUCAGUGUCGGGAUCCCGUACAAAGAAGCUGUAAUUGGUUUUUGUGAUGAAGUACAUCCACUUGCUAAGGCCAUAGGUGCUGUUAAUACUAUUAUAAGGAGGCCUACUGAUGGCAAGCUGGUUGGUUAUAAUACAGACUGUGAGGCUUCAAUAUGUGCAAUUGAAGAUGCUCUUAAAGAACAGGGAUGCACUAAUGGGGGAGCAUCUCUCAGUUCUCCUCUUGCUGGAAAACAAUUUGUGCUAGUUGGUGCUGGAGGUGCAGGAAGGGCAUUGGCAUUUGGUGCCAAGAGUAGAGGAUCUCGGGUUAUCAUUUUUGACAUUGAUUUUGACAGAACAAAAUCUCUUGCUUGUGCUGUAUCUGGUGAAGCUCGGCCCUACAAUGAUAUAGUUAACUUCCAGCCAGAGAAAGGUGCAAUACUAGCAAAUGCAACACCUUUGGGAAUGCAUCCAAAUACAGAUCGGAUUCCUGUAGCUGAGGCAACCUUGGGGGAUUACCAGCUUGUCUUUGAUUCCGUUUACACACCAAGAAAGACCAGACUACUAAAAGACGCCGAGGCUGUAGGAGCCAUCAUUGUGAGUGGAGUUGAAAUGUUCCUCCGUCAGGCCAUUGGCCAGUUCAACCUCUUCACAGGCAGAGAAGCACCUGAAGAGUUCAUGCGGGAGAUCAUCCUUGCAAAGUUCUGAUAUAUUUCUUCACACAGAAGAUGUUCUAAUUGUACAUUAUGCUUCCAUUUACCCAUUUAUUGAAAUUGCAUUAUAAAAAAGAUAUGGAUAUUCAAGAAUUGAAUAUAUUGUUAAGACCCAGAAAUAAUCAAUAAAAUUUUCCA
Molecule: messenger RNA, 1994 nt
Organism: Juglans regia (Persian walnut)
Lineage: Eukaryota; Viridiplantae; Streptophyta; Magnoliopsida; Fagales; Juglandaceae
Product: bifunctional 3-dehydroquinate dehydratase/shikimate dehydrogenase, chloroplastic-like
Exons: 10
Coding region: 295-1851 (518 amino acids)
Biological process (GO): chorismate biosynthetic process; shikimate metabolic process
Molecular function (GO): 3-dehydroquinate dehydratase activity; shikimate 3-dehydrogenase (NADP+) activity
Source: RefSeq, a predicted model, not a curated record